Bufo gargarizans (Asiatic toad) is the source of this 2095-nucleotide messenger RNA. It is a transcript of the gene ZNF365, whose product is annotated as zinc finger protein 365. The record is from RefSeq and is a predicted model, not a curated record. Bases 5 to 1324 code for a protein of 439 amino acids. Gene Ontology annotation, biological process: telomere maintenance; regulation of DNA strand resection involved in replication fork processing; regulation of neuron projection development. The transcript is spliced from 5 exons. Lineage: Eukaryota; Metazoa; Chordata; Amphibia; Anura; Bufonidae. Gene Ontology annotation, cellular component: centriolar satellite.
UUGGAUGCCCAGCAUUCCUGCAGCUCUGCCAUGUACCAGUGUCAGCCAUGCUCUGACUUACGGCUUUGCUGAAAAAAGAAGGCUUUUCCCACAGCAUCAGCAACAAGUUAGUUUGGCUGGUGUAAUGCAACAGAAAACCUCUGAAGCUGGCAGGUCCCCAUGGCAGGACUCCAUAAGAAAUGGUAACUUAUAUAAGCCUUUUCGCUGCCCACAAUGCGGUGAAAACGCACGUUUCAGAAGCUUAGCCUCAUUGAGGGCACAUCUGGACUAUAUACACACCUAUGAUGAAAGGUAUUUUUGGGGGAAAUCAGGGGUAUUCUGCUCACUAAAAGAGGCUGAUCUGGAAAACUCAACAGAUCCUCUCAAUGAAAAGCAGAUGGAGUCGAUUGACGGUGAACUCCAUCAGAAAAGCUCAUCAUCAACUUAUUGUGACUUAAAAAAUGAGAGCAGAAAAGCCAGCAGCCCCAUACUGAUCCUGUCAGACAAGCCUUCCCCUCUUGUUAAAAGCUCCUUACCAGACAAUUCUACAAAAAAUCACUAUAUCAUUGGAUAUCCCAUGACAAGCACUAAGUUUCAGCUUGAUCCUCAAGAGAAAUCGGUGCUUAAUCAGCUUACAGAAAAUGUUGAUAAAAACAUAGAAAAGAAAAUUGAUAAUCUCAAUAAGGAACUUUGCCAAAAAACUUCUGAAUUGCUGGAGGUACGUGCAGCCUUUCUACAACUUUCCCAGAAGAAGCAAGAAGUGCAGCGCAGAGAAAGAGCGCUCAGCCGACAAGUAGAUGUGGCGGUGGAACUGAUUGCAAUUCUUCGUCAGCGACUCACAGAGUCCGAGCAGGAGCUCCAAAGGAAGGAGGAGGAAGUGGUUUCUAUUAAUCACUUUCUGGAAGCUGCUGCUGAAAAGGAGUUCCGAGGGAAAAGGAGGCUUCAACAAUUCAUUGAGAACCUGCUUCAGAGAGUGGAACUUGCAGAAAAACAAUUGGAAUUGUAUCAAAACCGACAGAUUAAAAAUAGUCAACAUGGUCCAGAGGAUGCCAUGGUUGUACAUUUUCAAGCUAACCGGAAAAGCAAGUGGCAAAGCCGAGGAAGUUUCCACCUUGUCAAUCACAUACACGAUGUGAAGCCUCAGUCUGCACAGAAAGGCCGCACUUAUAUCAAUCGCGUAGGCAUACAGCCAAUGAAAUUAUUGCACGAGUCAGGUGAUUCUCCAAGAGAUAUAUGGAAGCCACAGAAGAAAAAUGACCCAACCUCUUCUGGCCGAAAAGUUCACAGCAAGACCAAAAUAGGAAAAAAGACAGGCAUGUCUAAUAAUGUCUAUAAACAAUAUUAAAGGGGUUUUCCAAGAUUAUUUUUUUUUUAAUUAGCAGAGAGCAGGGAGCUGUGUAAAAUCAAUAAUAAUAAUAAAAAAAAAACACCUCUCCAGUCCUUGGCUUUCUGGUCCUCUCUGGGUCUUCAGAGGUGCUGUUAGUGGUCCAUGUGACUGCUGCGGCCAGUCACUUGGCUUAGCAAUCACGUGUGCAUGAACAGCAUGUGACCACGAAGGCCAGUGAUUGGCUGCAGCAGUCAUGUGAUCAAUUAAUGGCACUUGACUGCUGUAGGGCCCAAUAGGGGUUUAAGAUGCAGUAUGAGACAUUAAAAAAGUAAGAGUUUUCUCCUCUGUGCUUAAUAAAAAUAAAAAAAUCUUAGAAACCCUUUAAAUUAAAAAAAAAUGUUUACAUUUUGUAAAAAUUAUUUGUAAAAAAAAAAUGGGAAAAGUAUUUUAUGUUUUUAGGGGGCACUGAGUAAUUGUGUAUGAGAAAUAGCAGCAUAUCUCUGCUCUUCUAUUCCCAGUAUAUACUGGGUCUGGCUAUAAAUAUUGCUACUGUAUGUUCAUACUAUAUGCAUUGCUUAUGUUGGUGAUUUGCACAUAAACACUUAAUCACUGGAAAGUUUAUUUUUAGAUAUUAUUUUAGAUAUUGAUAUUUAAAUAUAUGUUGAGAUACGGAUACACAGAGGUCUUUUGUUUAUGGCAAAUGCAACUCCCUUCUUGUGUCAUGUCAUCCACUUGAAUAAUUUAUUUUCUAAUAUGUAAAGGAUGACCAUGCAAAUGUAUAAUAAAGGG